UGCACGCCGGUCAGGAGGUGGUGGUGGAGUGGGAGGAGGGAGGGAGGGAGCAGAGACAAGACGCAGAGAGAGACAGAGGAGGAAAAGGAACGACACGAACAAGCGAGAAGGGGAAGCGAUUGGCGAUCGAUGGUUGGCGGGAGAUGGGGCCCCAAGCCUGGAAGCGACCUCAGCGUCGUCUGUUCUCCUCCACGGGCCCCCCAUGCAAAGAGGGACAUGGACCCUGGGAUGGCGUGCGGAUUGGUGUGGAUGGGGGUAACGCACGCACACCAGACGCAGACGAACAACGAACCACAGCUGCUAGCACCGUCUCUGAUCCGUCUCCUCCUCCUCUCUUCUCCCACUGGGACAAGACAAGACGGGGAGAGGAACCAUCUGUGGGAGGUCGUGUUCAACAUCCUGGUCACCUCCACCGGGCGCAGGUUCGAUUGGAACCUCGUCCCUGACAUGAUCCUUGCCCCAUCCAGGCACUUCCAAAGGCUCCAGAGUGCAAAGGAACGUCAACCAGCCGGAAGGCCGUCAACCCUGCUCAAGAGCGUCUCUGCCCUUGCGCUGGUUCUAAUGUCCAGUAAUAGCCCAAGGAUUGGGUCGACCCACGCAGGGGCGCUGACGAACUGGGCCCCUCGUUGGGUCCUCUCUGGAGCCCAGCGCAGCCAAACCAGCCCAUCAUCUCCUCCUGUUCCUGAUUUCCUCAGCGUGGUCUGGGGGAAGGCCAGCCGCGGUGUCGUGUGGUUGAACAGUCUAGACUGGCCCGUCGUGGUCGAAGUCCUUGCUGGUGUGAGGAAACAAGAGAUUGAGGGUCCGGGAUUGGAGCAAGGAACAAUUUGCCUGGAAGUGAGCGGCGACGAUACGUACCGACAAGUGAUCUUUGUCAAGCCACAAGCAUCAGAGUAA
This is a messenger RNA of Colletotrichum lupini, 894 nucleotides long. RefSeq lists its product as uncharacterized. Lineage: Eukaryota; Fungi; Ascomycota; Sordariomycetes; Glomerellales; Glomerellaceae. The transcript is spliced from 3 exons. The annotation marks the transcript as partial. The record is from RefSeq and is a predicted model, not a curated record.